This is a messenger RNA of Penicillium coprophilum, 1587 nucleotides long. Its product is annotated as cytochrome P450. The transcript has 3 exons. The record is from RefSeq and is a predicted model, not a curated record. NCBI's taxonomy places the organism in Eukaryota, Fungi, Ascomycota, Eurotiomycetes, Eurotiales, Aspergillaceae. Bases 1 to 1587 code for a protein of 528 amino acids. Gene Ontology annotation, molecular function: oxidoreductase activity, acting on paired donors, with incorporation or reduction of molecular oxygen; heme binding; monooxygenase activity.
AUGCUAGACCUUCAAAAUUUGACGAUUAUCAGCAUAGUUAUGAUGAUUAUGCUCGUAUUAUAUACUCUGAUCCGUAGCCCAAGCAAUGAGCCUCCCUCGAUUUCGAGCAGGAUUCCAUUUGUGGGCCAUCUGAUAGGCCUCAUUCAAUAUGGCCCAGAUAUCUCGAUCUACUCUUCAUACAACCUGGACUCACGCAAAAUACCCGGUAGCGAGAAACACCACCAGCACUCGAUCUUCGCAGUCAACAUAUUUUCCUUGAAGGUUUUUGUGACCUCCUCGCCUGCCAUAAUGAGGGCUGCUCAGAAGCGCCCGACCGUAAUUACACUGGAACCUUUGUUAAGCCUAAUACAAAAGCGUUUAUGUCAAACUCCCCGCCAUAAGCUGUCCAGUUUGUGCGAUCAGGGGGAUGGUCCGAGCCUGAUUUCCAAAAUCGUGCACGAUAAAACCCACGCUCUUGCUGGAAGACAUCUUGACAGAAUGAACGAGAUAAUGCUUCAGCGGCUACUGCCAAUGAUUGAUGACAUGGCCAAUGGUGAGACGGUUGAUUUGAGCAAAUGGCUUCGACAAGUCAUUACCCUCAUCAGUACGGAUUCUAUAUACGGCAGGUUGAACCCAUUCAAAAAUCCACAGAUUGAAAACACAUUCUGGGAAUUCGAACGGAAUGUGGUACUACUCCUGGUCAACAUUAUGCCACGGUUCAUUGCACCCAAGGCUUGGAGAGCACGGAGAGCUCUGUGCGCAGCGUUCAAAAAAUAUUUCGACCUCGGGGGUCAUGAAGACGGAUCAGAAUUGCUAGCCAUGCGAUAUAGAUCUUUCGUCAGGGCUGGGCUUACGCACGGAGAGAUAGCAUAUUCGGAAAUGCCCCUACUUUUGGGAUUACUGGCAAAUACUGUACCUGCUGCAUUUUGGGCUCACUUUGAUAUUUUCUCCCGACCACAGCUGCUUGAAGAUAUACGCGAAGAGCUAGAGAAGAAUGCCCUCAAAAUUGCGCCUGAUGGCACGCAUGUUAUUGAUCUGGGGCUGCUUCGUGAUAAUUGCCCACUUCUUCUAUCCACGUACCAAGAAGUCCUACGGAAGAGAACAACAAUGGUGACGAUCCGGUUUGUCACACAGGAUGUCGUUCUGGCGGAUAAAUACUUCCUCGGAUCCGGAACCAUGCUCUUAAUGCCGGCUAGGCAAUUAGGCCGAGACCAAAACGCUUGGGGAGCUUCGGCCGAUGAUUUCGACGAGCGAAGAUUCAUGAAUUCUGCUAUAACACCCGAAAAUCAGAGCGAUAAGAAAAUUUAUCCCCGGCGUACUGGUGGGUUCAUGACAUUUGGUGUCUCUCCAGCCAUCUGCCCCGGUCGCCACUUUUCAACUAGUGAGAUAUUGGCGCUGGUAGCCAUUAUUGCUUUGAGAUAUGACAUGACUCCAGUCAACCAUCUCUGGAAUGAACCACCAAGAAGGAAUUCAGCGACCACAUCCAACAUGUGUCCAGUUGAGGGUCCAUUCUCUGUGACUGUGAAAAAGAGACAAAAGUACAAAGAGCAGACGUGGCGGUUUAAGAUUACCGAGGGAAAAGGGCAGUUUGGGUUAGCUGUGGGUUAG